AUGGCUACAAAUAUACCUUCCAAAAGGAAAUACCCAAUAAUACAACCAACCUACAAUCCCAAAUCCGCCAACGCAUCUCGCAAACGCGCAAAAUAUCACGAUGCUCGUUCACUGGCCGUCCAAUCCACCGACGCAGCUCUCUCUGCUACUGGCGAACUCGACGUUGCAGCCUACGUAGGAGCUCGCGAAUAUGAGAUUCGAGCUUUGGAGACUGGGAUACAGAAAUCGAAGGGGGCGUUGGCGACUCGGGCGUUUCAGAAGGUCCCUAGAGCGCUGAGGAGGAGGACUGCGAGUCAUAAUGUGAAGAGGGUUCCGAAGAGGUUGCGCGCAAGAGCUAAGAGAGAAACAUUGGUGCUGACGCAGAACAAGAUGAUAGAAGAUAAUACACCUACGGUGACUGCGCGACGACGAAAACCUACCAAAAUAUUACGAAUCCGGCUCGAGACAGCGCGGCGUCUUCAGAGCCUUAAUAAAAAGACGAAGGAGAAACGAGCAGCACUGAAAGAGAAGAGAGAAAAAGAAGCGCAGAGUAAAUCUGCACUGGAAGGAAGCCAUACGCAUACUAUUGCUCCACGAGUACCCAAGGUCAAGAAGAACAAACUUUCGCGACCAUCACCACCGGUAUCGAAAUACAGGAAACGACAACGAUCAAAAACGUGGCUACCUACGCACAUGUUUCAUGCAAAGCGGGCUCAUAUGACUCCUCCCGGAGAACCACUUUGGAGAUUCGCUAUCCCGUUGACACCUACUGAAAAGAGCUAUCGCCCAACUCAUCGAGCAGCAGGAUCAAGGGGCGCUAUAGCAUGGGAUGUGAGUUAUAUGUCUACUGUUCAAUUAGAAGGAAAGUUUGCUGCGUUAGAAAAUGUCCUCAAGAGUCUGCGGGUAGAAGGAGAUGAGUGUUGGGGAUCCAAGGGAAGGAAAUGGAGACAAGGAACAAGAGUACUUCAGAAGUGGGUGUACGAAGCAGACGAGAACCGGAAACCCAUAGCGCCGGUGACUCUGAUAUGGUGUGCGACAGCACCGAAAAUAGAGGAGGAUCAAGAAAUGUCUAAUGCUGGUGAUACGUCGGCAUCAAGAACACAAGUACGGGAUAAAGUGUUCAUUCGUGUUCAUCCGUCUGCAUUCCUACAACUUUGGAACGUACUCUUGCAGGUAUGCAAGAAACAGAAUCCGCCAGUCACUCUCCAAGACCUACGAUUCGAUAUUGGGAGCAUUGAAAUCGCAGGACCCGGGUCAACAGAGGCACUCCUUGCUACGAUGCGUCCUGUUAAGUUGAAUGAGCCGGACAAUGAGGACAACUGUCAUGCAACGACCUGGAAAUCUCUUCUCGGCGUCACGAAUCCCUCUUCUCUCCCCAACGGAGCUCUCUUGUCGUUCUCAAUUAGCGAUCCACGACUACAUUAUCCUGUGAAGACCCUAAAACCCUCGAUAUCCGAAUCUGAUAUGAGUAAUCUAGCAACUACACUAUCUUCAUGGGCCCCCGACCGUUACCGAAACCCGCCAGCUCUGUUCAACCGCUCCUUGCGACUCACUGCAAGCCGUCGUCUUCCAAGCCAGAAAGCAAUCAACCGGCGAAGGACAUUGGCUGGACCAGGAGUUUCGCUGAAACCGCAGUCUACUGACCCUCAAAUUCCUGUAAUGGUAUUUGCAUCGCGACUAGAAACCGGUUCAAAGGAUAGUAACAGUCACGGUAGCUGGACGGUCCUUUUGCCAUGGGAAUGCGUUGCGCCUCUGUGGUAUGUACUUAUGUACUAUCCACUCUCUAGCGGAGACACCCCCCGGUUUGGCGGUAUCAAGGAGCAACGUCAAUUAACUUUCGAGUAUGGACAUCCUUGGUUUCCCGGGGAUUAUCCUGGGACACGUGCCGGUUGGGAAUGGAAUAUCAGGGAACAGGAAGAGCGCAAAAAAGAGUGGGAAAAAAGACCCAAGGGGAAAAGAGUGGAGUUUGAUAGUCUUGAUUUGGGUAAUGGUCAGAAAGGAGAGGUUGGACGAGGCUGGGCAUGCGAUUGGGAAAGAAUAAUUCAAAAGAUGCAGUCGACUGUGGUGGAUGAGACACAGGAUACGGAUAGCAGCGGGAUGAAGGAGACUACUGAGCCUACGGAAUCGACACAGGACGUUGUACCCCCGCUGGACAUUGAGUAUUUAAGAUUCGACGCCAGAACCGCCGCACAACUGAACGCGAACACACGGCCUUGGAAGUUUCAGAAGUUUCCCGCGGAUAAGCCAUAUCUAGCCACAGUGAAGGUCACACUCAUGGGACGUGGAACUCCUAAUCCAUGUGCACGUAUCUAUCGUCUUCCCUCCAAGAAUGACAAACUACGUAAACAGUGGCUGGCAACAAGAUCAACUCCAGCCAAGGGCAGUUCUAACAAGAAGGUGUCCGGAGCAAACCCUUCAACGAAAGGAAAGCCCAAGCAGAACGAUCCCAAGGACUCGAAAGCACAAGGCGAGGAAUUCUUACAGAACCUAGCAGCAUCAUUAGUCGAAACAUCUACCGAUAAACCGACUUCGGAGAUUUCUCUGCCUCUGGAAGAUGAUCUGAUCGGGUUUAUAUCUUCCGGCAACUACAAUCUGACGGAAGGUAAAGGCACCGGUAUUGGAUCAAUAUUCGUCUCGAAAGUGGCCGAAUCGCAUCAUUCUUCCACAGAGCCUGCAUCUAAAUCUUACUCACAGUCGACAAGGGAGAAAGAUCUAUUGGAGAGGAGAGUGUGUAUUGUCCGUCCUGCGGGUGAACGUGUUGGACGACUUGGAGUGUGGGAGUUUGUGUAG
Talaromyces stipitatus ATCC 10500 is the source of this 2769-nucleotide messenger RNA. RefSeq names its product ribonuclease P complex subunit Pop1, putative. NCBI's taxonomy places the organism in Eukaryota, Fungi, Ascomycota, Eurotiomycetes, Eurotiales, Trichocomaceae. Bases 1 to 2769 code for a protein of 922 amino acids. Gene Ontology annotation, biological process: tRNA 5'-leader removal. Gene Ontology annotation, cellular component: ribonuclease MRP complex; nucleolar ribonuclease P complex. The record is from RefSeq and is a predicted model, not a curated record. The transcript has 2 exons.